AACGCAGGGCCUUCGGUGACCCUGCCGUGCGCGUGCAAGUUCGUUGGAGCAUUGGGCGUAGAGGUUAUUUCCAGCGUUAGGAAAAGCCCUACACUGAAACUAGUCGUUCACCUCUUGGCCACACAAGCCGGCGAUCAGCCACGGAGGGACUAGCCUGACAGCUGGUCUACGAGGGCUCUGCAUUUAGAGUUGCAUUUAGGGCUCCAGCCGCAUUUAGGGAAAUGCGCAGCAUUUCCGCGCAUGCACAGCCACACUCGUCAUUGUCACCGUUCCAGCAACGAGCGUCCUCCCCCCUCUGUAGUGCCACUCAACGUGACGCCUGCCAAUCACCUGUAGAAGAAGAGCCAGAGCAGACUCCACAUUGUUCUUAACUCGUGACUACUUCCGCUGCGUCGGCUGCGUCGGUUGCGUCGGUUGCGUCGACUGCGUCGGCUGCGUCGACUGCUUUGCUUUGCAAGGGUUUCGUCUCGCAGCCGCCCAGUGCCCUUGCAUUGCCCGCGCUCCGUCAGAACGAGGGAUCCGGGUGGGUGCAAGCUGGCCCGAUUAAAUAGAGAAGUCGUACAGACGAUCUCGUUACACGCGCGAGCUUAUUGGCCCGAGUGGUAACAGGCCUGCGCUGGCAAGUCGAGCAGGUCGGGCAAGACUCGGCGUUGAGACGCCACGUGGCAAGCCACCUGCAUGCCGCGCACGGCCCGUCGCGCGCGUACCGUUACUCUAACCAUGGGGAGGAUAUGUUGACGCGUUAACUCGCUGGUAGAUGCACGAGAGACCCGUACUGACCGCCGUCCGCCUCCUAACCGAAGCGCCGGCUCGCAACGGGCGUCGCCACGGUGGAUGCGCCAGCAGAGGCCCCCUCGUUACUGGGGGCCUCGGUAGAAGAAGAUCGCGGCGAUCGCGGCGGCGGAGAUGCUGUAGCUCAGGCAAGCUCUUCGUCCAGUCGCAGUCCUGGUGCCACCCUGUCGCAGCUGGGUGUUCCACCGGGCUAUGCGACUUCUGGCGACACAGCCGCUGUCGCCUGCGCGAUCGGUGCGGUCGCGCAACCCGCCGAUUCAGGCAGAUUGUUGUCGCCAAGCCAAGGGAAACAGCUCGAGCAGGAGCCAGGCGCGGGAGGCGGACCCUGUGACGAUGCCGGGGAAUGCGGCGCGAGGAGCGGAGGAUGCAGCGGGACUGGCUUGCGGAGCAGACUCCGAACCGUCCCAAGCGGAAGCUGGGGUGGACGUGGAAGCGGAAGAGGGAGUGGUGGAGUGGAAUGGGGAGCGGUUGGGGAAGAAGGUGCAGUGGCCUGACGAUAGAGGUCUCACGCUGGCUGAUGUGCGCGAGUUCGAACCCAGGGGACCAAGCCACGGUUGCAGCUGUGCCAUUCUCUAGGUUCUGCCCUACACCUCUGCCCUACACCUCUGCCCUAUACCUCUGCCCUACACCAGCUGUCCUUCCUCCUUCUACUCCCCCCCCCUCCACCCCCUCCCAUUUCCUCUUCCCUUCUCCCUCCCAAUCUUUCAGCGCCUUUACCCUUUCGCUUAUCCUUGCUGCCUCUUCACAUCACUCCAUGUCCCUAUUCCCCCCUCUCACAAGCACUGUCCCUCCAACAACCCCCCUCCCUCAGUCUCACUCUCUCUGGCACUCACUCUCGUUGUGCCUCCUCUCACUCCCCUGUCUGUUGUCUCCUCACUACACCUCCUCUCACUCUCAACUCAACACCUCAUAGACUUCCCCCAUAACGUCAUUAGGAUUUAGGCCACCGCCGAGCCGAUACAGCUUCCUAUAAGCUGCUGCAGUUCUAGCUCCGUUCACUAUCCUUGCAUCCAUGCACGCUGCCCCAACUGUUCAGUUACAGGAAGAGAAGUGCAUUUGCCUAGCGUAGGUAAUUCCUUUUUCUUUGUAACCGCAACAUCAAUGAUUUGUAGGAAGUGCAGGAGUAUGCAGGUUGGAAUACUGCUUGUAGACUGUUGGGCUGAGAAAAGCCCUUAGGAUCUUUUGCAGAGACUAAGUCCAGCUGUAGAGACUUGAGGCUUGGAGUAGUGCAGCGGAAGUUGAGGCAGUUGAACCCUUGUACUA
Messenger RNA from Closterium sp. NIES-67, 2055 nucleotides. NCBI's taxonomy places the organism in Eukaryota, Viridiplantae, Streptophyta, Zygnematophyceae, Desmidiales, Closteriaceae. The record is from the annotation of a GenBank genome assembly.